AUGGACGACUACGGGAGACGUGGUGGCGGGGGCGGCAGGCGGGGGAGGGAAGAAGUUGACAAUAGAGAAGGCCAAGGGACGCUCCAGAGACUCGAUAGUAUCCAGGACCCCGGGAAGAGGUACAUCCUGAACGACUGCAUCGGCUCCGGAGUCUGUGGGGACGUUUACGAGGCCGUUGACACUCAGGCUGGGAAUAAAAAGGUGGCCGUGAAGAUCCAAAAACUAACCCCGGACACGCAGGGCUUGAUCGUCGAGGAGUACCGAGUCCUGCGGGACUUCGCCGGGCAUCCGAAUCUCCCGGACUUUUAUGGGAUGUACAGGAAGAGAUCUGGUAAAAAGACCGAGCAUGAUCAGAUCUGGUUCGUCAUGGAGCUAUGCGAGGGCGGGCCGGUGAUGGACAUGGUGCGUGGUCUGGUGGCGGCGGACAAGAAGAUGCGCGAGGAGCACAUAGCCUACACCCUGAAGGAAGUGAUCAAGGCGGUGGUGCACUUGCACGAGAACAACGUCAUCCACCGCGACAUCCGGGGGAACAAUAUCCUGCUGACGAAGGAGGGCGAGAUCAAGCUGGUGGACUUCGGCUUGGCCAGGAUGAUUAAGGGCGAGAUGGGCAAGCGGAAGACCUGCAUAGGGUCCCCGAACUGGAUGGCGCCGGAAGUGGUCACCAGCAAGGGCGACCCCGAGUCCGGUUACGGAAGUCGGGCGGAUGUCUGGGCAAUCGGGAUCACGGCCAUCGAGUUAGCCGAUGGGAGGCCGCCCUUCCAGGAUAUGCACCCCACGAGGGCGCUCUUCCAAAUCGUCAGGAAUCCCCCGCCGGGACUCUUCAGACCAGCCAACUGGUCGCAGAACUUCAACGACUUCAUCAACGAGUGCCUCGAGAAGAACCCCGACAACAGACCCUUCAUGGCGGAAAUCAUGGAACAUCCGUUCCUGUCGGAACUGCCGGAAAACGACUACCCGCUGACGCAGGAAAUCAAGGCCCUGGCGAUGAACGUCAAGGAGAAGGGACGAGUCGAGAGGAAGCCGGAAGUCAUCGUCAGGAAAGGGUUCCUCAAGACCCACCAGACGGCGCCUCCCGAGCAGAUGUAUGUCGAGGACCUCGCGGCCCUGGAGAACCUCACCGAGGACGCCAUUUUGGAGGAGAUGAACGAGAGACUUAGGCAGGGCCACUUCCAGACCUUUGUAGGCGACAUCUUGCUGGUCGUUAAUCCGAACGAGGAGCACGACAUUUACGGACCCCAUUUCCACACAAAGUAUCAGUGCAAGUCCAGGUCGGACAACGCACCUCACGUUUAUGCGGUCGCUGAUAGCGCUUAUCAGGAUGUCCUGCACAACGAGGAACCGCAGCAUAUUCUUCUGGCUGGGGAGAGCAACUCGGGCAAGACUACGAACAUGAUGUACAUCAUCGAGCACCUCAUGUACCUGGGAAAGAGCUUGCAAGACGCAGGGUCCAGAGUCCUGAGGGCGAUCAAAGUGGUCCAGGCCUUCACGCAUGCUGCGACGCCUCUCAAUCCGAACUCGACGAGGUGCCUUUUGCAAGUGCAGACGACUUACGGGUCGACUGGAAAAGCUUCCGGCGCCAUUUUGUGGCUCUACCAGAUGGAGAAGUGGCGGGUCUCUACGAGAGAUAGAAACCAAUCCAACUACCACGUCUUCUACUACUUCUACGACGGCCUGGACGCCACUGGAAAGUUGCGGAAUUAUUUUCUUCUACCCGGAAGAAGGUACCGGUAUCUUCGAAUCGGCGACAAAAGUUCCGGAAACAAGCGUUCCUUCAAAGUUAGGAACGACCCCCACGGGAACACGAGUAAAUACCAUAGGUUGAUGGAGGAUUUGAGGGUCCUGGAGAUGGAGGAACACGCAGGGUUCGUUUGGAAGGUCCUGGCGGCUAUUCUGAUACUGGGUGAGGUCAGGUUCGUGGAGGGCAACAAUGGAGAAGCUGAAAUUGAAAACAUGGACACGGCCAAUGCAGUGGCCGAUCUGUUGAGCGUCGACACGAAGAAGUUCACCUGGUCCCUGGUUAACUAUUGCUUGAUAAGGAAGGGAGCAGCGGUUCGCAGGAAGCACACAUGUGAAGAGGCGAAGGAGGCCAGAGAUGUCCUGGCAAAUACGAUUUAUCAGAGACUCCUUGAUUGGGUCGUCAACAACAUCAAUUUGAAGCUCACCACUACUCGCACUCUUUUUGGUGACAAAUUCAGCAUCAGCGUCAUGGACCUCUUCGGCUUCGAGUGCUUCGCUGUGAACAGGAUCGAACAGCUGGUCGUGAACACCAUGAACGAACAGCUCCAGUGCCAUUACAACCAGAGAGUCUUCGCCUGGGAAAUGCAAGAGCAACAAGAAGAGGACAUCCCGGUGCAACAGUUGCACUUCUACGACAACAAGGAAGCGAUCGAUCAGCUGAUGGACAAAAGUUAUGGCUUGUUCCACCUGAUCGACGACGCAUCGCGCCAGCUCCAGGAUGCUCAAUAUGUCCUCGAGAAGCUGAAGAGCAGAACCCGAGGAGUCCACGUAAAAGUCGUUGGUACCCACGAGUUCACGGUCGCCCAUUACACCGGGAAAUUAAUCUACGACGCCAGCGAGAUGCCCGAAAAGAACAGAGACUUCGUACCCCCUGAGAUGAUCGAGACCAUGAGAUUGUCCGAGACGGAGAACGUCCGACAAUUGUUCGUCAAUCAAUUGUCAAAGUCGGGCAACCUGACGAUCGUCGUGGAGCAGCCGAAGACCGUGGAGAAGACGACCACUGCCAAGAGCAAAUGGGGUGCUGCGUUAAUGGGCCAAGAAGUUGCAAAACUAAGAAGAUUCAACACGGCUUCUCGGGGGCAGUUCUCGCAGACCCGGAAAAUGCGAACCUGUGCGGCGAUCUUCAGGUCCACCAGUUUGGAGGUGCUGAAGAACCUCUCCAUAGGAGGCGGAAGUGGUGGGACCCACUUCGUGAGGUGCAUAAGGGCGGAUCUUGAGGGGAGUCCCCGAGGAUUUUACAAGGAGGUGGUCCGACAACAAAUCAGGGCACUCGCUGUCCUGGACACUGCCAAAGCCAGGCAACGUGGAUAUCCUUAUAGGAUUCCGUUCCAGGAAUUCCUAAGAAGGUACAAAUUCCUGGCGUUUGACUUCGACGAGAACGUGGAGUUGACGAAGGACAAUUGUCGAUUGUUGCUGAUUCGCUUGAAAAUGGAGGGCUGGAUAAUCGGCAAGACCAAGGUUUUCCUGAAAUACUACAACGAGGAGUACUUGUCCAGAUUAUACGAGACCCAGGUGAAGAAGAUCGUGAAGGUGCAGUGCAUGCUCAGAGCCUUCCUCGCGAGGAAGUGCAUGGCCUCGAAAGUUGUCAAGGUUAAAAAGGAAGUUGUGAAGCAAGCGUCGAUGCAGAGGCAGAAGAGCCGCGAAAUGUCUCAAGACGAAGCAGCAUUGGUCCUGCAGAAAGCAUACAGGGGACACACGACGAGGAAGCAAGUCGGCCCCCUUCUGAAAGAGGAUCAGAUGGGCCAGGAGACGAAGGACUUCAUGAAGUUCUACAGCAGCAAGUGGAGGUCGAAGAGUCUUUAUCAGGUCCUCCUACACUACCGUGCAGCCCGGUACCAGGACCUAGUCCAGUUCUCUCAGCAAGUCCAUCUCUUCAAUCAGGCGAUAGUGGGGACGCUUCAGGGGACGAAUGAACGCGUCCCGCUGGAGAGGAUCGACCCGGGAGUAAAGGCGUCGUCGUACUUAGGCCAGACGAGACCACCGCAAGUACAUAAGCUACCCUUCGACAUGCAUCAGGAACUUCCAUUCUUCGACACGUCCUACAUGAACGAUCCCUCGAAAGCGAAGAGAGGUCCCGGAUCCAUUUCAUCCUCGAUGUCUGACGACGAAAUCGAGCCCUGGGAUACGCCAUUUCGGAGACAAACCGUGCCUUGGGCCAACGCCAACGUACACACCAGAGACGUCGAGGUUCAAACGACGAACUCACCUCACCGCGUAGCCCACGCGCCCGCCGGUGGAGCCCAGAGUCUGAUCAACACUCCGUUUUCCAGGGACCCCAAUGUCCCCGUUCGGUGUCCCCCGGAAGACUCGUCUCGCGGCAGGGCCGCUCCCAGCUUUCAGCAACCCCGAAACCCCAGUAGCCCGCCGAGACGCCCCAACGCUCACGUUCCUCGCUCAAAUGAUUACGACGGUGCCGGGUCAAUCCGUUCUAGGAAAGCCGCCCCACCCCCGCCGAUACCCUACAACCAGAUGCCUUCAGCACGUAGCCAGAAUCCGGACAGUCGAGCCAGGAAUGAGGGAUACAACGAUUGGGAAUUUGAGGACAAUGCCAACAAGAACAACCCUAGUAACAGUCGCGUGAAUCCGAUCCACGAACUGCAGAUGCUGGGACGUCGCAACAACAACGACAACCACGAGAACGAUGGUCCGCCUUUUAACUUCCAGGCAAUGCUGAGGAAAACUCCGCACCAGAGAGCCUCGAUGAAACGCACCCCCAUUUACGACAGUUACGCCCCUUCGCCGCCCCCGAUGUCGGGCUACCGAUCGUCGAAUCGAGACGACAUGUACGAGUCGAAUGUCGUGUACAGAAGCAGUGGAAGUCGCCGAGAUGAGUCCCCCGAGUGGAGCCCCAACGAGAUGGUCCGGAUGUCGGAGAAGUACGGCAGGGAAGGGGCCUGGGGGAGGAACAACGAGUCCAACAACCCCGAGAGUGUCACCACGGAACUAGCCCCGGGGAUCGUCGUCGAAGGCUACGUGGCCGAUCUCUAA
Orussus abietinus is the source of this 4725-nucleotide messenger RNA. It is a transcript of the gene ninaC, whose product is annotated as neither inactivation nor afterpotential protein C. Gene Ontology annotation, cellular component: myosin complex. Gene Ontology annotation, biological process: protein phosphorylation. The record is from RefSeq and is a predicted model, not a curated record. Gene Ontology annotation, molecular function: protein binding; protein tyrosine kinase activity; cytoskeletal motor activity. The transcript is spliced from 23 exons. Lineage: Eukaryota; Metazoa; Arthropoda; Insecta; Hymenoptera; Orussidae. The coding region runs from base 1 to 4725 and encodes 1574 amino acids.